AAAAAGACGAAUCAAUUGAUCAAAGGAGCGUCGCAUAUUGAGGCUAUACAGGUCUUGCACCAGUUGCGGCAGCUGGAGCAAGUGUCUCAGAUCGGUCUCUGCCAAUUUGAUACUGAGCAGGUCCGAGACAUGAUCAUGUUGGGUUGUCCUGUACGCACAAACCAGAUCCAGUUUUCGCUACUGGACAGAAGGGCAGAAACGAGCGGCAUGCUGGACCUCGCGAAGCGUUUUCGCAUCAAGCUGCUCUGCUUCGGCUGCGUCGCUGGUGGGUGGCUGAGCGAGCGGUUCUUAGGUAUGGAGAAGGACCCCAUGCCCCGUUGGGAUCGCAAGACGCUAAGCAAAAAGAUGAGCGAGCGCCGCUGCACGGUGAGUCUGAGAAAGUAUCGCCAAGGCCUCGACUUGUGGACCAAUAGCGACAAGGAGAAUUGGAAAUUUUUUCAAGAGCUACUAAGGGUGCUGGAUGGAAUCGCGAAACGAAAAACGGAAGAACUGCGUCAAAAGAUGCGAAUGCAAAUGCCCAACGGCGCCUCUAGAGUCGGUGGUAGGUAUUCAAACAAACUUUCGCCUGAGAGUCUCGAGGAGGAGGACGACGAAGAGCUUUCCUUUCUUCUCUCAGCGGAUGGUUCACCAGAUAAUAUUUUCGGAAGCAAUAAUAUUAACAAAGCAGCAAAAGAAAGGAAGAACACUGAAGAAGAGGAGCAGAAGACUGUUAGAAUUAGUAUUGCCAAUGUUGCUGCCAAAUGGGUCCUCGAGAAGUUGGACCGCGAGGCGUAUGGGGGCGCCAUAAUCAUUGGCGCACGCGAUAGUCGUCACCUCCCUGAAAAUAAGAUGUUACUUCGUGAGUCGGAGUGGGGACUAAAUGACUCAGAUAUGGAGGAAAUCAACGAGGUCUUCCGUAGGGUGAAGAGGUGUAGGUAUCAUUCCAUCGCAGAUGCAAAGCAACGAAUGCUCGACAGCGUACGGGCUGAAGCAUCCUCAUCCUCAAUCAGGGGUCGUAGUGUUACUAUGAAAAGUACUGCCAUGACUACAACUUCUACCUCAACCUCUGCGAGUACCACAGCUGAGCAGGAACCUUACCGUACCCCAACGGCUGCUGAGCUGAUGAAGACUGCCACGAUAGGGGUAGCGCGAUUUCUACACUUGAUUCCGGUUUCCGAAGGGGGAACGAUGCCCGAUCCACCGAAAGAGGACCACUUACCUCCACUGAAAGAGGACCAGAGCAGCAUCAAGAAAAAGUCCCCUCCUGGAGGUUCCCCACGUCAGGGAGGUGCUGGUUCGGCGUCACCAAGGUUCGAUAUGAAGAUGACUUCUCCGGGUUCGACAUUGACAUCUUCUCUAGGUUCGCCGGAAGCGAAUAGCCCAUUCUUCGGGAAAGCAGAUCCAGCCGCCAUGAAUGAAACAGUAUCGACGAUGGCGUCCUCCGGUGGUAUGGCAGAUAUUGCUCAACAACAGUCAGGACCAGGAGUGGUGGGAAGGAAACGCGUUACUACUUUGGGUCCACGAGAUGCUACUGCUAGUGGUCCAACUAGUGAAGCAGGGACUGGAUUUCGUGGUGGGGGCGGUGCACCGAAGCGUGGCGCACGAGGACGCGGCAAGCGAGGUUCAAAGGGCGCGGCGCCACAGCUUCCAGCCGUCGAGGAGGCGACCGGGCCAACGGCUGAAGAAAUAGCUUUGAAGAAGCUAAAGGAGCGCAUGCAGUACGUUGAUGCCCAAGAAAAAGAUCAGAAAGUGAUGGAUCGAGAGCGCUUUCCGAUCUCCACGCACGAACGCGAAGUUUUACUCAAGUUAGAGAGGGAACGAGACAACUUCCGAACAGAAAGCAAAGCUUUUGCAAAAGAGGAGUAUGAGGAGUUCUUGCGCAAGGAAUUCGAAGCGGGACGCGACCUUGAGGCGCAAAGGCAGCAGGAGGCCAAGGAACGAAACGAAUUGCGCAGAGCGCAAAUCCAGAUGGGAACGCUGCAAAAAAUGGUCAACAAAAAAGGCGUCAAAGCCGUCUUUGGGCUGUAAUUGUUGUAUUGCAAGGGAUAUUAGAUACCUACGUACUUCUAGUUCUACUGUUACUUCUUUUAGAAAUAUUUAGAAAGGAAAUAGACCAUCAUGGAGUUCAGUGUUGUGCAGUUGUGCUACUCCUUUAUCGUUCUCCUGGUUCAUUAGCACGAUUUGGUGGAUGUUGAAGGGACUAGAAAUUAGGAUUACGUGCCUAUCUUGAACAUUUCAUUAUGGCGGUGUCUUGGUAGAUGCAGCCGUGGUCAGAAUGGUAAAGAUAACAAGAGACGCAAAAGAUCUCUUUAUACCGUAGAUUGCACAGGUGCAGCGUCGAUCACCGAUGAAGAGGUUGUCGCGUGACGAC
This is a messenger RNA of Amoebophrya sp. A25, 2350 nucleotides long. NCBI's taxonomy places the organism in Eukaryota, Dinophyceae, Syndiniales, Amoebophryaceae. The record is from the annotation of a GenBank genome assembly.